CUUGUACAGUAUAUCAGACGUCUUACUGAGCGAGGGCUCCCUCCUACACGCCAAAUGAUACAGAACUUCGGCUCCUGUAUCGCCAAAAAGGACGUCUCAAUAGCUUCGGUUGAUCGAUUUGUCAAGCGCCACCAAGAGGACUUGAUCACGAGCUGGAGUACAGGACUUGAUAGGAAUCGCCACAAAGCUGAUUCAGAGGCUAAAUGCAAGCUGUAUUUCAAGCUUCUGCAUGAGAGAAUCGAGAAGUAUGGUGUAGAACCCCAGCAUAUCUACAAUAUGGAUGAGAAAGGCUUCCUCCUUGGGAUCACCGGGCGUUCAAAAAGGGUGUUCAACAGGCCUCUAUACAUGAGUCGCCAAGUACGGCAGGCCCUACAAGACGGUUCUCGCGAGUGGAUAUCAACUAUAGCUUGUAUUUGCGCCGACGGCUCUUACGUGGAUCCCUCCCUUGUGUACAGAUCCGACGCUGAGGCUCUACAAUCAAGCUGGGUUGAAAAAAUCAGCAACUCUCACAGAGCUUUCGUCAACUCAUCAACUUCUGGCUGGUCAAACAACCAGAUAGGCCUUGCAUGGCUCAAACAGGUGUUUGAUAGGUGUACCAAGCCAGAAUCAGGGCGUUUCCAGCGACUACUAAUUGUUGACGGCCACGGAUCUCACCUUACAAUGGAUUUUAUCAACUACUGUGACUCUAAUAGGAUCCUCCUCGCGAUAUUUCCCCCUCAUGCGACCCAUACGUUGCCGCCUCUCGACGUCUGCGUGUUCAAGUCUCUAUCAGCUGCCUAUUCAAAUAAACUCACAGAGCACCUCAACAACAGCCAAGGACUAUCAACUGUGGCGAAGAGAGACUUUUUUAGCCUAUUAUGGAACUCCUGGAUUACUACUGCUACGCCGCAAUUGAUCAAGUGA
Periconia digitata is the source of this 903-nucleotide messenger RNA. Lineage: Eukaryota; Fungi; Ascomycota; Dothideomycetes; Pleosporales; Periconiaceae. The record is from the annotation of a GenBank genome assembly.